AUGACAUCUAACGGGACUAACGGAGCGAACGGCUCGAAGUACGAGCUUCCCUUCAAGCUCAACGACCCGGACCUCCUCCACCAACAAUCCUACGUCAACGGCGAGUGGGUGGAAUCAAAAUCCGGCGCCCGUUUCGACGUCAUAGAUCCCGGCACCGGCACUCCCUUCGCAACCUGUCCCACCAACACCGCCGAAGACGUCGACCCGGCCGUCCAAUCCGCCCACACCGCCUUCCAGCGCUACCGCACACUCAACCCGCGCCACCGCGCAAAGCUGCUGCUCAAAUGGAACGACCUGAUCACAGCCGCAAAGGAAGAUCUCGCGACAAUCGUGACCUACGAGACAGGGAAGCCGCUCGCCGAAGCGCGCGGCGAGCUGGACUACGCGCUGGGCUUUACAUGGUGGUUCGCUGGCGAGGCGGAGCGGAUCCAGGGGACGGUGUCGGUGCCGAGCGCGCCGAAUAGGCGGACGUUUACGGUCAAGCAGCCUGUCGGCGUGGCGGUGGCGCUUGUGCCAUGGAAUUUUCCGAUUGCCAUGAUUCUGAGGAAGGCCGGCGCGGCGCUCGCGGCGGGCUGCACGAUGAUCAUCAAGCCCUCUCCCGAGACGCCGCUGAGCGUACUCGCGUUGGUAGAGCUAGCACAGCGCGCCGGGUUUGAGAAGGGCGUUCUUAACGUGCUCACAACCGACUUGGAAAACACGCCUGAGCUGAGCGAGAGGCUGUGCAAGCACCCGCUCGUCAAGAAGGUGACCUUCACCGGCAGCACCGCCGUUGGCAAGCUCAUCGCGAAACACUGCAGCGAGGGGCUCAAGAAGGUGACGCUGGAGCUGGGCGGGAACUGUCCAUUCUUGAUCUUCGACGAUGCGAAUUUGCAGCAGGCGCUUGAUGCGCUCAUGUUGCUGAAGUGGCGGCAUGCGGGCCAGGCGUGUAUUGCGGCGAACAGGGUGUACGUGCAAAAGGGCGUGUUUGACAAGUUCCAGGACAUGCUGGUGGAGGCUACGAGGAAGCUGAAGAUUGGACAUGGUGCGGAGAAGGGGACCACGCUUGGCCCGGUCACGACACCGAGAGGUAUUGAGAAGGUGCAGAAGCAGAUUGAGGACGCAAAGCAGCAUGGGGCCAAGGUUUUGACUGGCGGAAAGAAAGCGGAGGGGCUGAGCGGUUAUUUCUUUGAGCCUACUAUCAUCUCGGGGAUGAAGCCGGAGAUGUUGGUUUCGAGGGAGGAGACCUUCGCGCCGCUCUGUGCUCUAUACAGCUUUGAUACGGAGGAUGAAGCCGUCAAGGCUGCGAAUGACACAAGUAUGGGCCUGGCGUCGUAUUUCUUUACGAAGAACGUUGAUCGAACAUGGAGACUGCUAGAAAACCUGGAAGCAGGCAUGAUAGGCAUGAACACAGGCAACGCUUCAGCUGCAGAGUCUCCUUUCGGCGGCAUCAAAGAGUCCGGCUACGGAAAGGAGUCAGGAAAGGAUGUGGCUGUGCAGGAAUACCUUGUCACGAAGACGGGGACUCUGACGCUCGAAGACCAUUACUAG
Molecule: messenger RNA, 1527 nt
Organism: Coniosporium apollinis CBS 100218
Lineage: Eukaryota; Fungi; Ascomycota; Dothideomycetes
Product: succinate-semialdehyde dehydrogenase
Exons: 6
Coding region: 1-1527 (508 amino acids)
Molecular function (GO): succinate-semialdehyde dehydrogenase (NAD+) activity
Source: RefSeq, a predicted model, not a curated record